AUGUACGGAGUUCCCCAUACGAACAUUCAAACGUUCUUUUACUCACAUAAAACAAGGGUUUAUACAGCAUCUUUUGCUUUCUUCGAAGCCCUCUGGGAGGGCGGCGUGAGCCAUGUCUUUGUCAAUUUGGGAUCAGAUCACCCCUCCAUCCUCGAGGCGAUGGUGAAAGGCCAGAAAGAAAAGAAAGACCAGUUUCCUACGAUCAUCACCUGUCCCAAUGAAAUGGUGGCACUGUCCAUGGCCGACGGCUACGCCCGAUUGACCGGAAAGCCUCAAGCGGUAAUCGUCCAUGUCGAUGUCGGCACGCAGGGACUCGGAGCAGCAGUUCACAACGCCUCAUGCGGGCGCGCCCCGGUCUUGAUCUUUGCCGGUCUAUCGCCUUACACGAUCGAGGGUGAGAUGCGAGGUUCGCGCACGGAAUAUAUCCACUGGAUCCAAGACGUGCCGGAUCAGAAGCAAAUCGUCGCCCAGUACUGUCGGUACACCGGUGAGAUCAAGUCGGGCAAGAAUGUUAAGCAGAUUGUCAAUCGGGCUUUGCAAUUCGCAACUAGUGACCCACAGGGGCCUGUGUACCUCGCUGGGGCACGAGAAGUCAUGGAGGAGGAUAUCGAGCCGUACCAGCUGAACCAGGCUGUGUGGGGUCCUGUGGCACCGGCUGCCCUACCAACGUCCGGCGUUGAAUUGAUCGCAUCUGAGCUUGCAGCUGCGAAGAACCCUCUUAUCAUUACUGGAUAUUCCGGGAGGAAAUCCCAGGCUGUGACUGAGCUGGUCACAUUGGCAGAUAAUUUCAAGGGAAUCCGUGUGUUGGACACUGGUGGUAGCGACAUGUGCUUCCCCGCUAACCACCCCGGGUGGUUGGGAUUGAGAUAUCCAGGGCAUGAGGCGGUGGGAACAUCCGAUUUAAUCCUUGUGGUAGACUGUGAUGUCCCCUGGGUGCCUACCCAGUUCAAGCCGUCUGCAUCGGCCAAGAUUAUCCACAUUGAUGUCGACCCUUUGAAGCAGCAGAUUCCAGUUUUCUACAUUCACUCGAUGGCUGCGUUCCGCGCUGAUGCUUCCACCGCGCUCAAGCAGAUUAACGAUUACGUUGCUUCUCAGGAAUCUCUGCAGCAAUUCAUUGGCUCCAAGGAGAAUACCACUAUGGGCGAACGCCGAGACGAGGAGUAUUCGAAGCGUCGACAAGAUAUCUCCGAUCUGGCUGUGGUCCCGGAGGGCGGCAGUGGAGCCUCCUUGAAUAUCAACUAUCUCAUGGCGCAGGUCCGCCAGGGCGUUCCAAUUGAGACUAUCUGGGCCAUCGAGUCCGUAACCAUGACCCACUUUGUUGCGGAUCAAGUCUCAGCUACCCAACCUAAGUCGUGGAUCAACUGUGGAGGUGGCGGUCUCGGCUGGUCCGGCGGUGGUGCACUUGGUAUCAAGCUUGCCAGUGAUAUGCAGCAUGGAGGACGUGGGAAAGGAAAGUUUGUCUGUCAGGUUGUUGGCGAUGGAACAUUCCUCUUCUCGGUACCUGGAUCUGUGUACUGGAUCGCCCGCCGCUAUGGAAUUCCCGUUUUGACAAUCGUGCUGAACAACAAGGGCUGGAAUGCCCCCCGGCGAAGCAUGCUGCUCGUUCACCCUGAAGGGGACGGCUCUCGUGCUACGAACGAAGACCUCAAUAUCUCAUUUGCGCCAACGCCGGAUUAUGCUGGUAUUGCUAAGGCCGCGGCGGGUGGUGAAAUGUGGGCUGGCCGUGCCUCGACUGUUGCUGAGCUCGCCCAGAAGCUUCCAGAAGCUAUCCACAGUGUUCUGAGUGGAAAGGCAGCGGUGCUGGAAGCGCAGCUUGACGGGACUACGGGCAAAUAUGUGGGGAGCUCGUGA
Molecule: messenger RNA, 1851 nt
Organism: Penicillium samsonianum
Lineage: Eukaryota; Fungi; Ascomycota; Eurotiomycetes; Eurotiales; Aspergillaceae
Exons: 3
Coding region: 1-1851 (616 amino acids)
Biological process (GO): L-valine biosynthetic process
Cellular component (GO): acetolactate synthase complex; mitochondrion
Molecular function (GO): flavin adenine dinucleotide binding; magnesium ion binding; thiamine pyrophosphate binding
Source: RefSeq, a predicted model, not a curated record